Molecule: messenger RNA, 501 nt
Organism: Copidosoma floridanum
Lineage: Eukaryota; Metazoa; Arthropoda; Insecta; Hymenoptera; Encyrtidae
Product: ADP-ribosylation factor-like protein 3
Source: RefSeq, a predicted model, not a curated record
AUGGUUGACGUGUUGGAUUCCAACGCAGGACUUGUCAAUCGACGAACUUUACCACCAGCAAAGAAAUUGAUUGAUCUGAUCAGACAUUUUCAUUACAAUGUAUACAAUCAGAAAAAGUUACUCAUAAAUGGGGUCAAGCCUACAGAUAUUGCAAAUACUGUCAAAACUUACAACGCAUUCUACCAAUGGAUUCCCAGCCUAUCAGAUUCCACAGUAUAUGUAUAUUGCAACGGUNUGGCUAUAUUGCGCAAACUUCGAUCGAACCCCGAUAAAGAAUUGAGGCUCCUAGUGUUGGGCUUGGACAACGCGGGAAAGACAACGAUUCUUCGCUGCUUGGCGAAUGAGGACGUAACACAAGUUACACCGACUCAGGGGUUCAACAUAAAAAGUGUGCAAAGCGAGGGUUUCAAACUAAACGUUUGGGACAUUGGUGGGGCUCGAAAAAUACGGCCGUACUGGCGCAACUACUUUGAAAACACGGAUGUACUUGUGAGUAUUUGA